AUGGACAAAACGAAGAUACAGACUCGGUUACAAUCGCCUGCUGACGGAGAAAUGUCAGCGGGGGAAACAACGAUGCUCACCAAUGACGAGCAACAUCUCGCGAAACUGGGUUACAAGCAAGAAUUCUUCCGCCACCUUGGGCUCUUCGAGAGCUGGGCCGCAACGUAUAUCACGAUAAACUUCGUCUCGGGCAUCCCGAUUCUUUUUGGCUAUGCUAUGUAUACAGGCGGCCCAAAGGCUGCUUUUGUCAAUUGGACAUUGGUUGGGGGGAUGUCCUUUAUCGUGUCUUUAGCCUUGGCUGAGAUUGCGGCCGCCUUCCCUACAGCUGGCAGUAUCUAUUUUUGGAGCUACCGCCUCGGUGGGAAGAGGCAUGGUCGGCUACUGUGUUGGAUGACGGCGUGGUGGAACUGGGCAGGCUGGAUCUGCAUUGUGCCCGGUGUACAGCAAGGUUCAACCAACUUCCUGCUCAGCGCCCUCGAGAUCAAGUAUCCGGGCUCCCCCGUGAUCAGGCAAGGCUGGUUUGCGUGGCUGAUCACUACAGUGGGCUUGGUGCUUGCGAUGCUGCCCAACAUAAUCUCGCAAAGGGUGCUAAAGCUCUAUUUUCGCUUCGCGAUAGUCAUUUUCUUUCUCCUCUUUGCUUUCUACUGGAUAUGGUUCCCCAUAAGAGCUGCUGGAAAGUUCCAAUCAGGCAGUGAAGUCUUCAAUAAGUUCUAUAACGGUAUUAACAUGGGUCCGGAGAAACAGGCAUCUGACGCGUAUGCUUGGACGGUUGGGAUCCUGUUCGGGGCAUGGGUUUUCUACGGGUACGAUACUACAGCUCAUCUCGCCGAAGAGACGCAUGAAGCAUCGGACAAUGUUGCCAGAGGGAUCUGGGCAGGGACACUAUGCUCAUGGAUUCUCUCCAUCCCCACUUUGGUUAUCAUACUCUUCUGUAUGCAAGACUUUGACGGCAUAGUCUCGGCAACCUACUCAAACAACUGGGCCGAGUACCUCGUACAACUGGUUGGCGAGAAUGGCGCGAUAUGCGUCCUGGUCAUGCUAUGGCUCGACUCGACCUGUACAGCCGCCAUCUGCUUCCUGUCGGCGCAACGCGUGACCUUCGCCAUCUCGCGCGACGGCGUACUGCCCUACUCGAGGUACUUCCGCAAGCUCAACGGGGCCCGGAUUCCCAUACAUGCUGCGCUGCUCGUCUUCGUCCUCAGCGUGGUCAUCACAUGUGCUGUCAUCGGGUCGACUGUUGCCUUCACGGCCAUCAGCGCAACCGCUACCAUCGUGACCAACACCUCGUACCUAAUUCCUAUUGCUGCGCGCCACACGAUCGGGAAGCGCGACUUCCAGCCUGCGGGUUUCAAUCUCGGGAGAUAUAGUACCAUCGUUGGAAUCAUCUCCGCGAUGUAUAUCAUGUUCAUUUUUGCGGUGCUAACGCUGCCUCAACUGUAUCCAGUUACAGCGCAAACUUUGAACUACGCUCCUAUAUGUAUAACCAUCGUGACACUAAUCAGCCUGGUUGGAUGGAUACUCCCGUUUGGCCUUGGUGGUAGACACUGGUUCGAAGGUCCUAGACGAACCAUCGACGAGGAUUCAUUGGGCGAUGGGGAGCCCUUGCACAUGUGA
Diaporthe batatas is the source of this 1614-nucleotide messenger RNA. RefSeq lists its product as uncharacterized. The record is from RefSeq and is a predicted model, not a curated record. Gene Ontology annotation, molecular function: transmembrane transporter activity. Gene Ontology annotation, cellular component: membrane. The transcript is spliced from 6 exons. The coding region runs from base 1 to 1614 and encodes 537 amino acids. Gene Ontology annotation, biological process: transmembrane transport; amino acid transport. NCBI's taxonomy places the organism in Eukaryota, Fungi, Ascomycota, Sordariomycetes, Diaporthales, Diaporthaceae.